This is a messenger RNA of Hyla sarda, 1317 nucleotides long. RefSeq names its product odorant receptor 131-2-like. Gene Ontology annotation, biological process: G protein-coupled receptor signaling pathway. Gene Ontology annotation, molecular function: G protein-coupled receptor activity. Lineage: Eukaryota; Metazoa; Chordata; Amphibia; Anura; Hylidae. The transcript is spliced from 4 exons. The record is from RefSeq and is a predicted model, not a curated record. Gene Ontology annotation, cellular component: membrane. The coding region runs from base 1 to 1317 and encodes 438 amino acids.
AUGAAGUGCGUUCAGCUCUUGAGCCUGCUGCAUAUAACGGGAGCUGACAACAGACGUAAAUAUACAUCCAUUGUCCUUAAGGAGCUGCAGAUCUUGGUUUCACCUAUGACUCUCCAAGACUCUUCUGCCAUGUUGGUGAACUUUACAGUACUGCAUAACAACGUGACCCAGAUAUCCACUGACACGGCCAAAAUUAGUGAAACCACAAAAAUGAUCUUCCUCAUCUUCACCAUUUUCAGUUUUUGCCUGUUCUUGUACUUUAUGACAGUUCUGCUGAUGGUCUACUUCACCACUCCCCGCGUACGUGACAAUUCCCGCUACAUAUUCUUUGCGCAUAUGCUCAUCAAUGAUACAACUUACCUUAUCUUGGGACUCUUUCUUUUAUUGGCUUAUAAGUAUAAGUUGUAUUUUCCAGUGUCCAUAUGUCAUUUCCUUAUCACCCUUAUCGCCACUAGUUUUUUGGUCACUCCGUACAACUUGGCGGCCAUGGCUCUGGAGCGAUACAUAGCAAUCUGUUUUCCUCUUAGACAUGCACUUUUAUGUACUGUCCAAAGAACAUAUCUGAUCAUUGUGAUGAUAUGGUUUGUUGGUCUACUCCCAAGUUUAGUGGACUUUAUUAUCCUCAUCCUUUCUGUUGAGAGGGAUUUUUUCUCCCAGAGUAUCUUAUGCAAACAGGAUCGGCUCAUAGUCCGUCAGAUGCAGUACACCGUAAGAUCCAUCUCCUACAUUGGUAGUUUAUUUCUGGUGGCUCUUCUCAUUCUAGUCACCUACAUCAAGGUUAUGUUGGUUGCUUGGAAAAGUGGUUCUGGUAAAUCUACUGCCUCCAGGGCUGGUAAAACCCUUCUACUUCACACGCUUCAACUCAUUUUAAGCAUGAUGUCGCUAACGUCUACAGUAACUGAGUCAUAUAGCGGAGAUUAUAUUGAUAUCUUAAUCCUGUCCAACUUUUUGAUGUUCAUGUGUUUUCCAAGGACCCUCAGCCCUCUCAUCUAUGGUGUAAGGGAUGAAGUGUUCAUGCAUGCAGGGGUGGAUCAAGCCCAUUUGGUGCCCAAGGAUGACCUAGAAAUAUGCCCCUCUCACCAACUGUGUCUUCAUAGUGUCAACCAGAUACCCAAUAAGAGUGCUAGUCACAGUGCCUUCAAGUCUGUGAGUAUGGCUGAGGGAAAUAUGCUUGAUUAUAUAACAACGAGUAUUAAAAUAAUUCUGACAGCUCUCUAUCAUGCUGGGAGCUGCGGACAUGGACAGAUACAGGGCAAACAGGGAAACAGAACAAAGAUGUUUUCCCUUCAAGCUCAAGUGAUUUGGAGGCCGUGCUGA